Messenger RNA from Lampris incognitus (smalleye Pacific opah), 4487 nucleotides. RefSeq names its product ribonuclease ZC3H12A (gene zc3h12aa). Gene Ontology annotation, cellular component: cytoplasmic ribonucleoprotein granule; nucleus. The record is from RefSeq and is a predicted model, not a curated record. The coding region runs from base 173 to 2062 and encodes 629 amino acids. Lineage: Eukaryota; Metazoa; Chordata; Actinopteri; Lampriformes; Lampridae. The transcript is spliced from 6 exons. Gene Ontology annotation, biological process: nuclear-transcribed mRNA catabolic process, RNase MRP-dependent; 3'-UTR-mediated mRNA destabilization. Gene Ontology annotation, molecular function: mRNA binding; metal ion binding; RNA endonuclease activity.
CAGAAAGUCAAAAGCGUAUCAAAAGUUACUGUACUCGGGAAAAGAGAAAGGAGACGGGUUGCGUGAGAAAUGCGUGAGAAAUGGAGGCCGAAGGGGAGACGACUGAUACAUAAGUGAAGGGCAGAGAGGAAGGAGAGAGAGAGAGAGAGAGAGAAACAAGCGGGGCGCAGGAAUGGAUCAGGAAUGGCAUUUCCACGACUGCGCCGCGGCCCGGCUGGAUCCGGACAGCGGGGAAAUCCAGCACAAGGCGGACUUCUUCCGGAAACUGGGCUACUCCUCGGCGGAGGUGAGGGCCGCCCUGGGCAAGCUGGGCCUGAGCACCGACACCAACUCCGUGCUGGGAGAGCUGGUGAGGUCCAGGACCGUCGACGCCGGAUCGCCCUCCGUCCCCAGUCUGCUGGACGGUGACGAGAAUCCGCCGGCCCCCAGCUGGGCCCCGGGACCCCGCAGAGGGCCCCCAUCGCCGCCGUCCCAACAGGAGGAGACCGGGGACGCGGAGUCUGAGCUGAAAGCCGUCGUUAUCGACGGCAGCAAUGUCGCCAUGAGUCACGGAAACAAGGAAGUCUUCUCCUGCCGGGGCAUCCAGCUGGCAGUGAGCUACUUCCUGAGCAGAGGCCACACCAGUAUCACCGUGUUUGUCCCUACCUGGCGCAAGGAACAGCCCAGGCCCGACGCCCCCAUCACAGAUCAACACAUCCUGACGGAGCUGGAAAAAAAGAAGAUCGUGGUGUUCACUCCGUCACGCCGUGUCGGGGGCAAGCGGGUGGUCUGCUAUGACGACCGUUUCAUCGUCAAGUUUGCGUACGAGUCGGACGCGGUCAUUGUGUCCAACGACACCUACCGUGACCUACAGGGAGAGAGACCGGAGUGGAAGAAAUGUGUCGAGGAAAGCCUCCUCAUGUACUCCUUCGUCAAUGACAAGUUUAUGCCCCCGGAUGAUCCCAUGGGCCGCCACGGCCCCAGUCUCGAAAACCUCCUCAGAAAGAGGCCGCUGCCCGUGGAGCAGAAGAGACAGCUUUGUCCUUAUGAUAAAAAGUGCACUUACGGCAUCAAAUGUAAGUUCUACCACCCGGAGCGAGCGAACCAGUCCUACUGCUCCUUGGCUGACGAACUGAGAGAGAACGCCCGGAUAUCUGCUGUAAAGGAGGAGAGAAUUUCCAGGUCGCCACCAGGAGGCCCUCAGUCUGAUCUAGGUCAUUCACAUAAUCCCCAUUUCCAUUCUCUGGAGUUUGAAAUGGAGCACAAGUUGUCCUUAAAUCAGCACAGCUCCCUGUACCCUGGUCAGUUGAGUAAGAACACAUUCCUGUGCCGGAACGGACCCAGAACCGGUCUGAACCGCACUUUCAAUUCAGCUGUAGGAGGCUGCUGUCAGAAAGAGUGGAUAGGGCCGCAACCUGUUCCGAGUUCCCCCUUUGCCAGCAUCUGUCAUGAGCACCUGGACUCUGGCCUUGGUUCUUACGAGAGUCAGUAUGCUGAUGUUUCACAGAGACACAGCAAACCUCACAGGUCCAGCAAGCCUCAGCAGCACGGCCUCUUCGUAGGGGCCCAACAGUCGCCCGUGUAUAUGAAGAGGCAGCACCAUGACGCGGCCUGUAAGUGGUGCAGUUCCCCCGUAGUGCCCCCUAUAGUUCACCAGCAGUAUUAUAAUACCUCAAACCUGGAGUCCUGCUCUCAGCACGGAUAUAACGACACGUGUCCUCCUAGCAUCCACCACCGCCACCAUUACAACCUCCCCAACCAACUCCAGCAUAGCAAGCGCAUGUACUGGUCAGAUCCCUUCCAGGCAGUCCCAGCGGGCAGGGCGUCUCGUAGUCUCCCCACCUCCACCCAUUCCCCAUGUCCUCACAUGCCCGCCUCCUUCUACAGGGAGCGUCAGCACCAUUCCUGGGCCCAGCGGCCACCCAGCGCCGUGUUUGAUCCCGAAAGGUUGCAACUUCGCAAGAAGCUGCAAGCCAUCUUCAAUCCCGUUCAGGUGGACAUGGUCAUGGAAAUGUACCCGCACAUAAUGGACGCUCAGAAACUGGCGGUGGAGAUCCUCAAGGCUCCGGCAGGGAUGUUCUGAUGUUCCUUUUGAUGUUGAUGUUCCAGUGUUAAAAUUGUCGAUUACCGAUACCUUCUCAAUCAAAAAGUCUUUUUUGACAUGUUUCUAUAGUUCUUGAACUUGAGUUCUCAGUUAAAACUAUUUGAAAGUAAAUGACGCCUCUUAUCUUCUUGUCUUUGUUGAAAAGAAUAUUUCUCAGUAGACCACAAUACAUUCUCAGUGAAUAUAUAAUUGUUGUCUACCUGUUAAUGAGCAGUUAACCUUUUUAUAUGUGGUCAAAAUCUUAUUGACAAUAAGUACUGUAUGGCAGUUUAGUCAAAUGUGACCUUGUUGUCCAUGUUUAGGAUGAAAAGCGCCUCUAGACUAAGAAUCAUGACGUGUGUUUCUAGAGUUUUGCAUGUUGAUGCAUAUUGUGUCAAAUGUUAUGUGUUUUUGUCUUAACUAGAAGAUCCAAGUUCUCAUGAAUUAAGCCCAGAUAGCAAAAUUGCUGUGGCCCGGACCCGUCCCACACCCGACACUUUCAUCCGGCCCACAUACCACGUGGAAUGAUGGCACUUGGGCGGUCCGCUCCCGUUUGCCAGAUCUGGGCCAGAACCAAGCCAUAGCAAUGCCGCAUGUGCCACAUAUUUACCAAAGGUGGCCCAUAUUUGUUUUGUGAUAUUUGGGCCACUUCAGGGUUACAUCCAGAUUACAUGUUGCCGAGAGCACCGCAUCUUUGCCAACAAAGGCCCACAUUUGAUUUGGCAUAUUUGGGCCAUAUAUUAUUACAUAUAUUACUAUUAUACAUGUGGCCCACUUUAGGCUCACGUCCAUUUUGUCAGGGCCAGAAGAAGGCCAUCAGCGCCGCAUCAUUGCCUGACGUGGCCCACAUCCGGAUGCUAUCUGGGAGGUGACAUUGUAUAAAGUGGCAUAUCCUUUUCAGUAUGUAGCAGUUCUGGGUAAUCUCACCCGCUUUGCCAUAUUUUGUCCAUGUAUCUGACAUUUAAGUUUUAGUAUGUUGUAUUUACAGGACAAUGUAAGUAAGGUCAAUGCAUUUAGUUGGUAAAAAAUUCAACCAAGGAUUGUAGUCAACAGACAGUGUUCGGUUGCCUCUCUCGCCAAAAACCUGCCAAAGACACUUAAACUGCUGCCAUACCAUCUUUAUGGAAAUUGUUAAGUGUCAUUCCUUCUCUUUAACUUGAUAUCAGCAUCAGACUGUUCUCCCAAGAAAUCCUUCUGUAAGCUAAAUUACGUAUGUCCAGGGUCCUGGGAUACUGGAGUUUUGGUAUUGGACCAUUUAAAAUGGUUUGUGUGGUAAUGGAUCCGUGGUACCUCAAUGGUGGUGUAUGACAAUGAAGUAGCAUCGCGGUCUAUUCCGUUGCCUACCAACACCGGGAUCCCGGUUCGAAUCCCCGUGUUGCCUCUGGCUUGGUCGGGCGUCCCUACAGACACAAUUGGCCGUGUCUGCGGGUGAGAAGCCAGAUGUGGGUUUGUCUCCUGGUUGCUGCACUAGCACCACUAGCGCCUCCUCUGGUCAGUCAGGGGCGCCUGUUCGGGGGGGAACCGGGGGGAAUAGCGUGAUCCUCCCACACGCUAUCCAGAUAGCAAAACUGCUGUGGCCCGGACCCGUCCCACACCCGACACUUCAUCCGGCCCACAUACCGCGUGGAAUGAUGGCACUUGGGCGGUCCGCUCCUGUUUGCCAGAUCUGGGCCAGAACCAAGCCACAACAAUGCCACAUGUGCCACAUAUUUGCCAAAGGUGGCCCAUAUUUGUUUUGUGAUAUUUGGGCCAUAUUCACCAUUUACCACACGGGCCACUUCAGGGUCACAUCAUUGCCUGAAGUGGCCCACAUCCGGAUGCUAUCUGGGUACGUCCCCCUGGUGAAACUCCUCACUGUCAGGUGAAAAGAAGCGGCUGGCGACUCCACAUGUAUCGGAGGAGGCAUGUGGUAGUUUGCAGCCCUCCCCGGAUCGGCGGAGGGGGUAGAGCAAUGACCAGGACGGCUCGGAAGAGUGGGGUAAUUGGCCAGAUAUAAUUUGGGAGAAAAAUGGGGGGGGGGGGGGGAUCCAAAAAAAAAAAGGAAAUACGGAAUUGAGUUCUCAUUGAGUUCUCAUGUAUGUGUUCGGUGAAGUUAGUCAUUGAGUUGUUCUUAAUAAGGAACAUUAAUCAAAAUAAAUCGGUGGGCAGUUAUAUUCCUUCUGGCAAAGAAAUACCACUCGACCCACCAUCACUAUGAUGGUGUUUAUGUCUAUGUGCCUUACAGUCUUACGGUCAUUGCCAAAGAGAAAAACUGUCCAUCACAAAACAUGUGUCCAAUAGCAACGGCCGGUGACGGUUAAAACUUGUAGAUGUUUUACCAUCUCUGCUGAAGUGCUCGUGAGCAAGGCAAUGGACAAUAAAACCAAAUCCAGCAGUGCUACACUGUAGACAAUCCUGCACUCUUAUCCCCUUGAAAUAAAGAAUA